Molecule: messenger RNA, 1445 nt
Organism: Gamsiella multidivaricata
Lineage: Eukaryota; Fungi; Mortierellomycota; Mortierellomycetes; Mortierellales; Mortierellaceae
Exons: 2
Coding region: 111-1403 (430 amino acids)
Cellular component (GO): mitochondrion
Source: RefSeq, a predicted model, not a curated record
AUUUUGGCGGCAAAAGAGACCACAGUUGAAAAAGACAGUCAUGGCGCCUUCAUUUUGGGUUGGCUAUGAAGGCGCUCAUACAUUAUGUUUUGUGAGGGAUCAUCAAAGUCAUGCGAAGCAACAUCGUCAAGAGAGCAGGAAGAGAUCUCCGGCAGGAUUACAUUCAGCAGUACUUAAAGUCAUUCCUCCGAAAAGUUCAUCCAGAUCUCUUUCAAAACCACCCAAAGGAGCAGCUUCAGAACAGUGCCUCGCUACAGGACCUCUUGCCCUUGGUCGGCCACGAAAACAACAGGGGAGCGACCCUGCGCCCUUCGCCUGCCGGGACCAAUUCACCGACAAAACUAGUGUUCUAUCUAAAGCCGAAAAACGAUCAAUCCUCAUCGCCUCGAUCUUCAAAUGAUCCUCCAAAAGCACCAACUCUCGAUCCAACUGCCAGUGAUCUCAAAUUUGUGGAACAUACACUACCCGCACUCGAUCUCCAGAUAACUAUGUCGAGCGAUGGUAGAAGUGCCAAGGGCGAGGCUCUAGAGCAGGAAGCCAAGUCAUGGCAAAUGGUGCAGUCAUUCUUCGACCUUUGCAAAAAAGUAGAUAUAUCAGUCAAAGAUAUCGAUCAGCAGGAAGUUGUCCAGCAUCUUGACCAGUCGAUCCAGGAGGCAACAACAACAACGCAGUCGAAUCGGCAUCGCGCCCCACAGAAACCUCUUUCAGAAGUUUUUGAGGAAGAUCUUCGGAAUUCAUUUGCGGAAUCUGGAAUAGGAGUUAGCGACCAGGCUAUGAACGAGGACAUCAGUUCGACGCAUCUCGACAAGAUCGGCGGUACUGCAACAGCAUUGGAUGCCCAGGUGAUGAUUAAAUCAAACCAACUGCUUUUCAAAAGUCCUAAGCUUUCAGCCUCGCGAUUAAGCAAAGUGGUUCGGACCUGGAUCCAUUGGCAAGAGGAGGACCAGCAAUUGGAAGGAUCUCUCAGUAACAAGCAACCGUCGAGAACGUCAUUCCAUAUUGGCGACUGGUGGAGGAAGGUUCCUGUCAUGAUUUUGAGUUCUGAAAAAGAGCGAACAGAGGUCUCGCAUGGUCACAACGGUCAAUCUAUCAAGGGUAUGCUUGUGGUCGAUCAAGAAAUGUCCAAGCAUGACAUGACAGAGUACUUGAGUUGCAACCUGAAAAGGAUCAAGGAUGAAUACAGGGACAUGCUGCAGGCAGCAACUCUCGCAUCGUCACUGUCUCCGUUGUCUCACACCCGUGCUUCUGAUCGCCCUUGGGAAAAGGGCCAGCAGGAUAUAUCGCCACAUCCAACCCUGCCACUCUCGCACGAGGCUGCGUCGUAUCUCGAGCGUAUGAGGACCAGAGCAAUGCUACAGAGUGCCAAGUCCCGAUCCAAAUACAAUAAAAGAUAUCAGGGAUGAGUUUAGGUAUAAAAAUAGAUGGACUUCCAAAACCUCCUGCAC